AUGGCGUGGUUCAGAGCCGUGUCCGGCGUGGCGAGGCAUGCCGUCAGGAAAAACCUCAUUCAGGCCUCCCACCACGUCACCAGGCCCCGCAUCAGUCCGCUGCCCUCCCGCGGCUUCCGUUCAACUUCUGCCAGGCACAACGCCGCCCCGAUUCCCCGCCCUGUGCCGCUUUCAAAGCUCACAGAUAGUUUCCUCGAUGGCACGAGCAGCGUGUACCUUGAGGAGCUCCAGAGGGCGUGGGAAGCCGAUCCCAACAGCGUGGAUGAAUCAUGGGACAACUUCUUCAGGAAUUUCGUUGGCCAAGCCGCCACCUCUCCGGGAAUUUCGGGCCAGACAAUCCAGGAGAGUAUGCGCUUGCUGUUGCUCGUGAGGGCAUACCAAGUAAAUGGGCACAUGAUGGCCAAACUGGAUCCCCUGGGCCUUGAGGAACGUGAGGUCCCGGUUGAUCUUGAUCCAGCUUUCUAUGGCUUCACAGAUGAGGAUUUGGACAGAGAAUUUUUCAUUGGAGUGUGGAGGAUGUCUGGAUUUCUGUCAGACAAUCGCCCAGUUCAGACACUUCGAUCCAUACUGAACCGGCUUCAGCAGGCUUAUUGUGGGAGUGUCGGAUAUGAAUACAUGCACAUUGCUGACAGGGAUCAAUGUAAUUGGUUAAGAGACCAGAUAGAAACUGUUAAGCCAAGGGCAUAUGGCAGAGAUCGGCAGGAGGUCAUCCUUGAUAGGCUCAUUUGGAGCACACAAUUCGAAAAUUUCCUUGCUACCAAAUGGGUAACCGCAAAGCGAUUUGGUCUUGAAGGUGCAGAGACUCUCAUUCCAGGGAUGAAGGAGAUGUUUGAUAGAGCUUCUGACCUUGGUGUGGAGAGCAUUGUGGUUGGAAUGCCUCAUAGAGGUAGACUGAAUGUUCUGGGCAAUGUCUUUCGCAAGCCGCUUCGCCAGAUUUUUAGUGAAUUUAGUGGUAGCGGUACAAAGGCAGUGGAGGAGGUUGGAUCGUACACAGGUACUGGUGAUGUUAAAUACCAUCUGGGUACCUCCUAUGAUCGGCCCACGAGGGGAGGAAAGAGAAUCCAUUUGUCUCUUGUCGCAAAUCCUAGUCAUUUAGAAGCUGUGGAUCCAGUUGUCCUUGGAAAGAUUCGGGGAAAGCAGUAUUACUCUAAUGAUAUUGAUCGGACAAAAAAUUUGGCAGUUCUAAUUCAUGGGGAUGGAAGUUUUGCUGGACAAGGUGUGGUUUAUGAAACUCUUCAUCUGAGUGCUCUUCCCAAUUACACAACUGGUGGGACCAUUCAUAUUGUUGUCAAUAACCAGGUUGCAUUCACAACUGAUCCAACGGCUGGGCGUUCAUCACAGUACUGCACUGAUGUGGCGAAAGCCUUAGAUGCUCCUAUUUUCCAUGUAAAUGGGGAUGAUAUGGAAGCUGUGGUACAUGUUUUUGAGCUUGCAGCUGAGUGGCGUCAAACUUUCCACCAGGAUGUGGUUGUUGACGUUGUGUGCUACCGUCGGUUUGGGCACAAUGAGAUGGAUGAACCGUCCUUCACGCAGCCAAAAAUGUACCAGGUGCGUUCAUCUUUUCUUAUAACCUUUCACUCCGCUCUAGGUUUAGUCAAUUUCUGAAAAAAUGGUUUCAUUCAUAUUAGUCGGCUAUGCUUUGAUGGAAUUUCAAUUUUUUUUACGCAAUUACUUGAUUUUAUGAAGAUACUGACUCCCUAAAACUUAUGAAAUCAAACAGGUGAUUCGCAGUCACCCUAGCGCUCUUCAUAUUUAUCAGAAUAAGCUAUUGGAAUCAGGAAGUAUAAAAAAAGAAAGCAUUGACAGUAUAAAUAGCAAAGUUAAUUCCAUCUUGAAUGAAGAGUUUAACAGCAGCAAAGAUUACAUUCCAAAGAGAAGAGACUGGCUUUCAGCCUAUUGGACUGGGUUCAAAUCACCAGAACAGAUAUCCCGAGUUCGGAACACUGGGUAUGACAAUGUUCCUUUGUUUAUGUUUCGUUUUAGCCUAGUCUCUUGUACAUUUCCUCCUGUAAUGCACGGUUCCUCUCUCCAGUGUUAAACCUGAGAUCCUGAAACGUGUUGGUGAAGCCAUUACCACGCUUCCAGAAAAUUUUAAGGCUCACAAAGUUCUGAAGAGGAUUUUUGAGGAGCGUUAUCAGAUGAUUCAAACGGGUGAAGGUGUUGACUGGGCACUGGGAGAAGCCCUUGCUUUUGCCACACUUUUGGUGGAAGGUAACCAUGUCAGAUUGAGUGGACAGGACGUUGAAAGAGGUACUUUCAGCCAUCGACAUUCCGUAAUUCAUGAUCAAGAGACAGGAGAAAUUUAUUGCCCUCUUGACCAUGUUAUGAUCAACCAAAAUGAGGAAAUGUUUACUGUCAGCAACAGGUUUGUCCCAUAAUGCUUGUUUCAUCAAUAAUGUGCACAUUAAAAGUGCUUGCAUCUUUCAUGUACUACCUAUACAACUGCUGUCGUAACAUUAGUCUUUCCUUUUUAGAAGCGGUGGUUCCUGGAUUUUCAUUCAAGUAUAUUUUGUACUGAGUCUUGUCAGUAGAUUUGGUUCGUCGAUUUAAAUGGAAAACAGCAUUUUAUAUGAAUGGAGGAAUUUCAGUUAUCAGAAACAGUUAUCACGAGAGCUUUCUAUAUUAUUUUAGGUUUAAUAGUUAUUAAAUAAGUUUCUCCCGUACCAUAUCAAACUUGUCUAAGAAUCAUUCUUUAUUGCACCGUGGAUCCUGAAACAUAUAUCUUUUUUCACUGUAAAUGUUCUAUCGAUGUAAAUUUAUGAGACUUGGUAAUUUGAUGUUUUGUUGACAACAGAUAUAAUUGACUAGAAGGAAUAGUUCCCAUGAAAACUCUUAGAAAAUUCUGAUCUGACGACAUCCUGUAUUUUCUUGUGGCAGCUCACUUUCUGAAUUUGGGGUUCUUGGAUUUGAGCUCGGUUACUCUAUGGAAAAUCCUAAUUCUUUAAUACUUUGGGAAGCUCAAUUUGGUGAUUUUGCCAAUGGUGCCCAAGUAAUUUUUGAUCAGUUUUUGAGUAGUGGUGAGUCCAAAUGGCUCAGGCAAACUGGGCUUGUCGUGUUGCUUCCUCAUGGGUACGAUGGCCAAGGUCCUGAGCACUCCUCCGCAAGACUCGAGCGUUUUCUGCAGGUAUCUCCCAACUUCCUGUUCUUUUUGGUUUGUCUCUUACUAUCCCUUAUUGCCGAGUACCAACCAUUUCCUAGAUCCCCUCUCAUCUCUUCAUGUCAUGAUUCUUCUGAGCAAUUUAGUGUGAGUACUUUCUAGUUUCUUACAGAAUGUUCAGUUGAUCAAACUGAAAUCUCUCACAAUUUGAACAAAACGAAGCAGAUCGGAAUCAUUUCUUUAAUAGAAUACACGGAUUUGUAUAGUUUCCACUUUUAGGAUUCAAAUGCGUCUGCUGUACAUGCUAUAAUAAUGAUUGUCUUUUUCUCCCACAAUCUUUUAUUUUGAAGGUGAACCUUGUUUUAUAACAUUUUUGGCUUCCGGACAUGUAGAUGGAAUUAACAAUCUGAUAAAUCAGCCUUGCAAUGAAUGAUUCUAUUUCUGUAUAGAUAUCUGAUUUGGAAGUUGAUAUAAGCGCAUUUAAAUAUCAUUUUUAACUAUUCGUUAAGAAUUGACAUAUAUGUAGAGGCCAUAUGUCAUUGUUUACUCAGAGCUCAUAUUUUAGCAAUCCCAUUAUUCUGUUCAUACUUCUAGACCCUGUGCUUUCAUGCAACUUUCUAAUAAGAACAAUACAUUUGUGAUAAGUCAUCUGGUGGCCGUUUUCGGUAAUGGAGUCACAAUUGAAGUAUUGCAUUUGUCUAUUGAAGUCAUUAUUGGGUACUCUUCUUGUCCAGAUCAUCUUACCGACUUCCACCAUGGGAAGUUUUAUUUUGAGUUCCCAGUUUUUUUUUUCUUCUUGUUUUCCCAUCAAUUAUUGUGCCAUAUGUAAAAGGUUGCUUCUACCAGUUGUUGGGUCCCUUCUUUUUCUUUGUAUUUUUUUUACUUUUCAGCUUCGGUUGGGGCAGAAUUUAUUCUCUUUCUACUAUUUUCUUGUCACAUUUGCAUGGGUUAUAUUUUUGCCUAUGUUUUAUAGCAUUCUGCCAUCUGUUGAAUGUGUUUUGGACUCAGCUGGAAGUUCUGAUCCAGCUUCAAUGCUAGAGAGUAGAAAACUUCCUCACGCUUUCUUUCAGAUGAAACUCCGUUUUUCUCGUUAUCAAACAAAAUGUCAACGCCUCAGCUUUUUCCAUAAUUCUCCGUUUCAAUUAUUAUCCCAUGCCGAGACACUGGAGGACUCUCUAAAUUUAUUUAUUUAUUAAAUUAUGAAUUAAUGGGUCAAAAUUUUACAAUGCAGAUGAGCGAUGACAAUCCUUACGUGAUUCCCGAGAUGGACCCAACCAUGAGGAAGCAGAUCCAAGAGUGCAAUUGGCAAGUGGUCAACGUUACAACACCGGCAAACUACUUCCAUGUCUUGCGCCGCCAGGUAAUGCCGAUGCCAGCUGUCUGGGGUGGGCCGGAGAACGAUGAAUGUUUGCUUAUUUUCCCCAUGUUCCUCUUUUCCAUAGAUACACAGGGAAUUCAGGAAGCCCUUGAUAGUCAUGUCUCCGAAGAACUUGCUGAGGCAUCCCAAGUGCAAGUCAAACUUAUCUGAAUUCGACGAUGUCCAAGGUCACCCGGGAUUCGACAAACAAGGGACCCGAUUCAAGCGGCUCAUCAAGGAUCAGAACGACCACUCGGAUCUCGAAGAGGGCAUCAGGCGUCUGGUUCUGUGUUCAGGAAAGGUGGAAGCUCCUUCUUCCUCCUCCUUUCGGUGUCUAUGUAUGAAUAUUCUCCAUGCUUCAAUUUUUUCUCCAUGACGAAUACUCGAGCUCUCAUGCUGCUGCAGGUCUAUUACGACCUUGAUGAGGAGCGGAGAACAGCGGAUGCCAAGGAUGUGGCCAUCUGCAGAGUGGAGCAGCUGUGUCCCUUCCCCUACGACCUCGUACAGCGAGAGCUCAAACGAUAUCCAAGUAUGUUUAAUCAAUUCAUGGGUCGUUAUAAUAAUUAUUUUCGAUUCCAUUUUUUUGGUUUUUUUGUUCUUCGACUUACUUAAUGAGCAUUCCCAUUGUUUACUUCAUGAGGACCACAUCUGUUGAGAUCAGAUUAUCUAUCCCCUAGAAACGUUCAAGUUCAAUCAGAUACUGUUCAAAUUAUCCGAAAACAGUCAAGGAUCAUCAUAUCCAAUCCUACCAGAUACAUUCAUAUAUCAAAAGAAUGCAACCCCCCAUGCAUAUUUUAGAUUCUACAGUUUCAGAUCAAUGAGCGAUGAGCAUGUGAAGUAUGAGCUAUGAAUCGAUCUAAAGAAGAAUCAUAUGUUUUCUGUGACUGCAGAUGCAGAGGUUGUGUGGUGUCAGGAGGAACCGAUGAACAUGGGAGCAUACAACUACAUCUCUCCCCGCCUUUGCACCGCCAUCAGAGAACUGGGCAGAGGACCUGUGGAAGUUACCAAGUAUGUUGGGCGGCCGCCGUCCGCCGCCACGGCGACUGGGUUCCUGGGCAUUCACCAGAAGGAACAGAAGGAGCUCGUCCAGAAGGCCAUCGGCCCUGAUCCAGUCCAAUUCCCUCUCUGA
Messenger RNA from Spirodela intermedia, 5583 nucleotides. Lineage: Eukaryota; Viridiplantae; Streptophyta; Magnoliopsida; Alismatales; Araceae. The record is from the annotation of a GenBank genome assembly.